GCCUCCAUUUGCUCGCGCGUUUCCCACAACUCCGCUACUUCGGCGCUGAUCCGACGAUCAAGGACGAGGUGAGGGAGGCAUACUCGCCCUAUGCCGCGCGUGCGGAGCUGCACGCCACAACGAGUGAAGAGAUGCAUCAAGCGCUGGCAGAUGCGGAGCCCAUGGACAUCGUUUUCGUGGAUGGUCCCCAUACCUAUGCGAAUGUGAGAAACGACCUUCAUCUCUGGGAGUCGCGCGUGAAGAAAGGCGGCAUCAUCGCUGGGCACGACUUCACUGUGAG
This is a messenger RNA of Symbiodinium necroappetens, 280 nucleotides long. The record is from the annotation of a GenBank genome assembly. NCBI's taxonomy places the organism in Eukaryota, Dinophyceae, Suessiales, Symbiodiniaceae.